Molecule: messenger RNA, 1326 nt
Organism: Acromyrmex echinatior (Panamanian leafcutter ant)
Lineage: Eukaryota; Metazoa; Arthropoda; Insecta; Hymenoptera; Formicidae
Product: actin-binding Rho-activating protein
Biological process (GO): positive regulation of transcription by RNA polymerase II; positive regulation of Rho protein signal transduction
Cellular component (GO): sarcomere
Molecular function (GO): actin binding
Source: RefSeq, a predicted model, not a curated record
UAUGCUCAUUUUUCGUGAAUUAUAUCGUACUAAUCGUUUAUUCGGUAAACAAACUGUUCCGUUUGCGAUCUGAUUCCCGAAAGCAGAAUACAACAUGAAUGAAUCUACAUUUGCGAUUGAUGAAUUAUCAUUUCCGGAGUAUGCAGAAGGCCGUCUGGCAACCAAUCAAGAGUCUGGGAAUCGGCUCGGAAACAUGGCAAAUAUUUCAGACUGCGCCGAAAUAUUCCACAGCAGGGUGGGAGCCCUUGGGACGCCGUCGGUUUCUUAUAAAAAGAGCCGCGCAGCAUCGCGACAUCGUAUUCGUGUCGGCAGUGCCGAGUGAACUUGGUAUCGGAAUACCGGAAGUGAAAAUAGGGUGUUGGUUCAAGAUAGUUUCUACUACUUGGGUGAAACACGCAUCUUCUUUAUUUUACUUCGAGUAUUAUUUUCUUGUGACUUUGAAUUUAAUCACGAUACUAUAAUGUCUUCGAUGAUGUAUGAAUCUUUGGGGGCCAAGGUUGCUAUGUUCAAUCAAUAUGCUGACAAACAUAGAGACAAGCAGAGCAAAAAUCCGUUCAGUUCUGGUUUAGACAUCGAAAAGCCGAAAUUCUCAAAAGAAGAAUAUGGCAGACCAGAAGCAGGUUCUUUAUCCGAUUUACGCGGUCGCAAAGCGAAUGCUCAUGUUUUGAAAGAAAUUCUGGAGCUUUGCGAAAUUAUUAGCCACGAAGGCACACCCUGUCGGGAUCAAUCUGAUGUAAUUGCCAUUACAUUCGGCGAUAUCUUUAACAUUUACACAAAUAUUAGCAACAAAUGUGUAGGAUUGCUGCUGAGAGCGAGGAAACAGAAGUUUUUAGAAUUCGAAGGCGAAUGUCUUUUUCAAAGAAGAGACGAUGACGUACCAAUAUUUCUAAUCAAAUCCAUCGAAGAUAUUCGUAAAGAAUAUAAUCAACGACUUGAAGAAAUCCGAAACAUUGAACUGGAUAGUUAAAUUAUCACUGUUUCUAUUAAUGUUAUCAAAUGACAUUCGUGAUUUUUGUAAUCCAAUUUGACUUGUAUUUAUUCAUUUAUAUUUCACAGAAAGUAACAGGGAUGACCAGUAUAAUAUUUAAUAAUUUGUAUUCAAUUCGUCGGUUCUGUAUAUUGAGAAUGAAUGAAUGCGGAUCGGUGUAAAUAUUUUCGCGAGUGGCGCAUGUGAGAUAUUUUAAUGUGACAUAAUGUAGAACGAUUAGCGAUAUAAUUUUUAUAGAAAUAUUUUACUGAAACUGUUAAUUAUAUAAAUAUCUGGCGCAAAAAAUAAAUAAUUGAUAUCUCAUAUAUUCCAUGUCUUUCAAAGAUAUUGCAUUAAGA